Messenger RNA from Cheilinus undulatus (humphead wrasse), 1591 nucleotides. RefSeq names its product alpha-2,8-sialyltransferase 8E-like. The transcript has 8 exons. The coding region runs from base 126 to 1385 and encodes 419 amino acids. Gene Ontology annotation, biological process: N-glycan processing; oligosaccharide metabolic process. Gene Ontology annotation, molecular function: alpha-N-acetylneuraminate alpha-2,8-sialyltransferase activity. NCBI's taxonomy places the organism in Eukaryota, Metazoa, Chordata, Actinopteri, Labriformes, Labridae. The record is from RefSeq and is a predicted model, not a curated record.
CUCGCGCAUGCGCGAGAGCGACUGCAGCGCGGGUGGAGCGUGUCGGAGCGUGGAUGCUUUUCCUGUUUUUUGAAGCUGCUGCUGCAGACUUUGACCUCUAUAUGAGUCUUACCCAGUGAGAGGAGAUGAGACGGACAUCAGGAAGAAUGAAGGGACAGAUCUUCUCUCUGCUGGUGACUUCCCUGUUUUUGGGCAGCCUGCUGACCAAUGUCAUCUGGUACAGCUUCCAGGACGGCAAUGUGAUCCGCCGCUCGCCGACCCCCCAGAGGAGGCGGGCCCCCAGGACCUACGAAAUCUGUAAAGGCUGCAAGGAGCUCAUUGAGAAAAUAAUGCAGCGUUAUAAUGAAACCUGGCAGAAACAGGAGAACAAUUACAAAAAAUUCAGACUUAAACUUAAAAGUCGGUGCAACGGUUUUGACAACGCCAUCCUCACCCAGGCCAACGCUCCAGUGGGAUUCAACAUUGUUACCGACAGGAAGAAGAAGAAGACCGUCCAGGUGACCCGAGAGCUUUUCAGCCUCCUUGCAAAGGAGCAUCCUUUCCUAAAUAAGACAUGGGACACGUGUGCCAUUGUUGGGAACGGAGGGAUCCUGGAAGACAGCCGCUGUGGAAAGAAGAUCGAUUCAGCUCAGUUUGUCAUCAGGUGUAACCUACCUCCUUUAGAAGAUGGUUAUGAGAAGGAUGUUGGUACCAAGACGAGUCUGGUGACGGCAAACCCAUCCAUCUUUGAAGAGAGAUAUGGCUCUCUGAUGAGGCUUCGCCGUCCGUUUAUGGAGAAACAGCGUACUUAUGGUAACGCUUUGCUUCUUCUUUCCCCGUUCCAUGCAUCCCGCUACACAGCCAUAACGCUGAGAGCAGCUUACACCAUCAAUGACUUUGGCGGUCCCACCCGGCCUGCCUUAUUAAACCCCGACUACCACCACAAUGUCACCAACUUCUGGCAUAAGCAAUCCCUGAAAGAAGCUCGGCUGAGCACAGGGUUACUGAUGGUGAGUUUGGCCCUUGAACUCUGUGACAACGUGCACCUGUACGGAUUCUGGCCCUUCAAUAAUCACCCCCAUGGACUCCAUAAUCUGAAGCACCACUACUACGACAACAGGCCGCCGAAAACAAGAUACCAUGCCAUGCCUGACGAGUUUGAGCUCCUGCUGCAGCUGCACAGUCGGGGAGUGCUUAAGCUUCAUCUAGGUGACUGUCGAGCUGGGAAACAGACAGGAAGAAAGGAAGAUGGGGGAGAAGAGAAGAGGGAAAGGAAGAUAGGGAGAGAGGAACAAGGAGAAGAGGAGAAAAGGGUGAUGCAGAAAAAAAGAGAAGGGCGAGGUGGGGAAGAGAAGAGGCAGAAAGGGAGAAAACAAGCAAAAAAACUAAUGAUUAAGAUGGAUUAAUGUCUCUCUUAGCCGUAAACUAUGUUAAACUUACUUUUUUGGUAUUGUCAGUAAGGUGUUACAGUAUGUGAAGAAUUAGAAAUAAUAACCAUGUAUGAUAAAUGUCUGAAGAAAGGCUGCAUGAUAUUGCAAAAAACAGACAUUAUGAUACUGUCCUGUAUGAGAUAUAUAUUGCUUUUUUUUUUUUAAAUAAAAAAUGAAAUUAA